AUGGAAAAAGCAUUUGCUGUCUUAAGAUGCCGGGACGAUGAAAAACUUUUGUUUGCAUCAUACAUGUUGCAGGAAGAAGCAUUUAAUUGGUGGCAGAUGUUGGAGCAUAAAUUUGAGCAUGAUGGGGAACCUCUCACUUGGGAUAAAUUUCGAAAAGCAUUCUAUGAUAAAUAUUUUCCUCGGAGUGUCAGGACACAGAAGGAACAAGAAUUUAUCCAUUUGAAGCAAAGGGGCAUGACAGUGGCCGAAUAUGAAGCCAAAUUCACAGAACUAGCCAAAUUUGUUCCGAAAUUGGUGGAAGAUGAGCAAGACCGAGUGCACAAGUUUGAGAUGGGAUUGAAGACUGAAAUUAGGAAGCAAGUGAAAGGUCAUAAAAUUGCAGAUUGCCCACAAAGAAACGAGAUUAAAUCCACGCAGGCAAUGGAAGGAAGCCAGAGGCCAAAGACUCAAGGAAGGGUGUUCGCACUUACACAGCAGGAUGCACAAGCUUCUAAUGCAGUGGUCACAGAUAGGGAGUUACCUGUGGAUCUAAUUGUACUUGAUAUGCGGGAUUUUGAUGUCAUUCUGGGGAUGAAUUGGCUCGCUACCUAUCAUGCCUCAGUGGACUGUCAUGGCAAGAGGGUAAAUUUCCAAAUUCCGGAGGAACCGGCAUUCAGUUUCUGUGGGAACCAGGGAACUGCUUUUCCUCAUAUUAUCUCGGCUUUGCAAGCUGGACGAAUGUUAAGGAAAGGAUGCACAGGUUAUCUGGCCUCAGUAAUUGAUAUACAACAAGAUGAACUAAAGAUAGAGGAUAUUCCUAUAGUGAAUGAAUUUUCGGACGUCUUUUUCGAGGAGUUAUCAGGAUUGCCACCGGACAGAGAAAUUGAAUUCACUAUUGAUCUUAUACUCGGUUCAGGUCCGAUUUCUAAAGCUCCUUAUCGAAUGGCCCCAGCUGAAUUAAAAGAAUUGAAAGAUCAGUUGCAAGAUUUACUGGACAAGGGAUAUCAUCAGCUAAAGAUCAAAGCGGAAGAUGUACCCAAGACUGCAUUCAGAACUCGUUAUGGACAUUAUGAAUUCUUGGUGAUGCCUUUUGGAUUGACGAAUGCCCCAGCAGCUUUCAUGGACUUAAUGAACAGAAUAUUUAAAUCUUUUCUAGAUCGAUUUGUGGUGGUGUUCAUUGAUGACAUUUUAAUUUAUUCAAAAGGAAAAGAAGAACAUGAGGAACAUUUACGAAGCGUACUUCAACUCUUAAGAAGGGAGAAGCUCUAUGCUAAAUUAAAGAAGUGUGAGUUUUGGUUGAAUGAGAUAUCGUUUUUGGGGCAUAUCAUAUCCGGAGAUGGGAUUUCUGUGGAUCCAGCAAAAGUGGAAGCUGUAGUACAGUGGAACAGGCCUACUAAUGUUUCUGAGAUUCGCAGCUUUCUAGGAAUGGCAGGCUAUUACAAACGAUUUAUGGAAGGAUUUUCCUCUAUAGCUAUACCUUUGACUCGUUUAACUCAAAAGGAGUUAAGUUUGAAUGGACUGAAGAAUGUGAACGAGGCUUUCAGGAAUUAA
This is a messenger RNA of Phoenix dactylifera (date palm), 1530 nucleotides long. Lineage: Eukaryota; Viridiplantae; Streptophyta; Magnoliopsida; Arecales; Arecaceae. The record is from RefSeq and is a predicted model, not a curated record.